GGGAAGACAGAACGGAAGGCAGUUAGCUGACUGGCCAGCAAGCAGACAGGCUAGCUCUUUAGCAUAGUGCCAAAUUUCUAAACAAUUUAUUGAUAAAUUGCCUCGUCAUACGUAAGACGCAGUUUCUCUUCUUGUUGGUCACACUACGGGAAGCCUUAUUUUCUUUGUUAAAGUCCGAAUCGAGGCAUUGUUCAGUAAAAAUCUAACCCAACGAGUUAAGCUCUUGCGAGCUAACUAGCUAACGCAACUAGCUUCCGUGAACAAUAACAGCUAGUUAGCUCCCGGCUCCGUCACGGUGAAGAAGUCGCCUCUUUUUCGUGAGGUUCAAUCUAAAACUGUGGAAAAAUGACCUCCAGGAAGAAAGUGCUCUUGAAAGUCAUCAUUCUUGGAGACUCUGGUGUUGGAAAAACCUCCCUAAUGAACCAGUAUGUGAACAAAAAGUUUAGUAACCAGUACAAAGCAACAAUAGGAGCAGAUUUCCUGACCAAGGAGGUAAUGGUGGACGACCGGCUUGUUACAAUGCAGAUCUGGGACACAGCUGGCCAAGAGAGGUUUCAGUCUUUGGGUGUGGCGUUCUACCGUGGAGCAGACUGCUGUGUGUUGGUGUUUGAUGUGACUGCACCCAAUACCUUCAAGACACUCGACAGCUGGAGGGAUGAGUUUCUAAUCCAGGCCAGCCCUCGAGACCCCGAGCACUUCCCCUUCGUGGUGCUGGGCAACAAGAUCGACUUGGAGAAUAGACAGGUGACGACUAAAAGAGCUCAGGCUUGGUGUCAGAGUAAAAACAACAUCCCCUACUUCGAGACCAGCGCCAAAGAAGCCAUCAACGUAGAACAAGCAUUCCAGACAAUUGCACGCAACGCCCUCAAACAGGAGACAGAGGUGGAGCUGUAUAAUGAGUUCCCAGAGCCCAUAAAGCUGGGCGGGAACGACAGAGCUAGACCUUCUCCAGAAAGCUGCAGCUGCUGAGAGCCAACCUUGGACCAUCUUCUCCCUCAGCUUUUUCUGAAACGCCCUGUCAUCACCUUGUUCCAUCAACAUCACCCUCGCUCCCAGGGAAACGACUUCCCUUCUGGUCUUCCUCUCACACUGCUCAUUCCAUUGACACGCUGCACAUGGAUGUAUGUCCCCCACCACCACCACCACCACCAUUUAUUACCCAAAUUAACACACUAGACCACUUACUUAAAAUGAUGACAAAUCCAGUGGUGUAAGAUCACAGAAAAGAAGAGAAACAACCCUCCUGACCUUGUAUCCAAUGACUUGUUAGCAAUCGAACUCCUGUCCUGCACUAUAUUUGUCAGGCAUGACUCACACUGAGAGGGCAAGAUGGAGCCAUGUUCAAAGAGUGCGAUUGGGAACUCUGGAUGGACUGGCUGAUGCUCUGUAUUGUGAGACGAUAUUAGCUUAUCUCAAGAAACCUCAUCUCAAAUAUCUAAUCCCCUGCUUUCUGUUUGUUUUCUUUUGUCCUCUUAGAAAUAAUCCAUAGAACAACAUAUGUUUUAUUUGGCUGUUAUUUCCAAGCCAAUCUGAAACAUGUUUAUUUGCACUUUUGAUUUGUUUUUGCCUUUAAAUGUUAAAGAGGGGCGAGUGAUUUUUGGGCAACAUCUCCUAUUAUGCCUUUAUGUUAAGCUAUAGAUUUCUACUUGCUUUUUCCCCUCUUUCAAGUAUCUCCUGAGAAUCAUUACAACAAUCUGGUGAUUGUAUUGCCUUUUCACUUCAGGAUUAGGAUUUAAAACUGCCUCACACACUGCUGGAACAUAUGUUACUGUGUUAAAUAAAAGCUGAUAAGGCAGUCACCGUGUAAAAUGUUAAUUUGUUGAUAUAUAAAGUUUGCCUUUAAUGCAACAUUUCUUGUACUGCUACUCUUACUGCUGUAUGUUAUGUCCUCCUCAGACAUCUCAGUGCUAAACCAUACGCGUCACCAACACUGCGUACACUUGUCUUCUGUCAUGUCUCUGUUGUUGCUGUUCUAUCUAUCCGCUUGUAGCUCAGGUUGGCUAAGUACUUAAAAAUUUUUAAUGAAUUGUGUAUCACGGUGUAUAGAUGGUAAAGAACUGAAUUAAAAAAAAUCUGUUACUUCUUUCCAUUUAAAGAAAAUAUUCAACCAUUUGCUCUUGUAUUACUCUUUGUUUUCCUUACAGAAAGCAUUACUACAAUGCCAAUAAUGUUGUAAAAGAAAAUUUGAAUGUCAAAUAAUAAAAUUCUUGAAUAUAUCAA
Messenger RNA from Austrofundulus limnaeus, 2220 nucleotides. Its product is annotated as ras-related protein Rab-7a. Gene Ontology annotation, biological process: endosome to lysosome transport; phagosome-lysosome fusion. Gene Ontology annotation, cellular component: late endosome; lysosome; phagocytic vesicle. The record is from RefSeq and is a predicted model, not a curated record. Gene Ontology annotation, molecular function: GTPase activity; GTP binding. NCBI's taxonomy places the organism in Eukaryota, Metazoa, Chordata, Actinopteri, Cyprinodontiformes, Rivulidae. The transcript is spliced from 6 exons. Bases 346 to 969 code for a protein of 207 amino acids.